AUGGACGGAACUCAGGUCGAACGAACAGCACAGGUACUAGAGAGUGAAGAACAGAUGAAACAAGCUGGUGAAGACGCCGUACCAGCGGAUUGGGAAGCACAAAUCGCGAGGGCUCAACAGGAGGCCCUCCAGGCGAUCUCGGAAAAGGACGAAGCACUCAAGUUUCGACAAAGAGCAGAGGACGGCUUGAGUAGUAUUGGGAAUGAGCUCAAAAUCCUCGAGCAACAAUUACAGCAGGUAAAAGCGGAUGCCGAGAAAACACAGCAAAGUGAGCAAUAUGCAAAGACUGAAGCGUCCAAGUGCAAACAAGAGCUGCAGAACUUACAAGAUAAGCUCUACCAGGCACAGCAACAAGCAAAGCAUGCAAACGUGGAACUAAAAAACAAGAAAGAAAAGUUAUCUGAAGCCGAGGCGGAACUCCUCAACUGGAAAGAGCAGUUUCGGGACAGUAGCUUGAAGGGCCUCAAAACUUCAUCAAAAGCGCAUAAGAUUAUAUUGAAAUUUGAGUCAGCAGUGUUGAAGCUUCAAGGAGAGAAGGAGCAGAUCCAAGGCGAGUAUGAAAGGGCCCUGGAAAUGGCAAACGAGGCCAAGCGCACGAUUAAGGCAUACGAGGCUUCGAUUCAGGAUCAAGUACAAGAGCUGAAAAGCCAAAGCUGCGCUGCUCAGGCGGACCUACUCGAGAAAAUCCGGGCGGAAAUUACUGGACUUUAUCCAUACCAGGGGCAACACAUCGCACUGGAUACACCCAGACGCAUUGGAGAUUAUCUUCGGCACAUUGAGGCUCAGAAACAACAGACUUAUAAGACUCUCGAAAUACUCCUGCAAAUACCUUUCAGCGAUAAUGAACUAGAUGAAGCGAGCAUAGAUGUCACGAGAAUACCUGCUACUCUCCUUGAAAGUGUAAAAAAACUCGUAGAGUCUUAUCUAGCACUGGAGGGGAUAUGCAUUAGUACCAGCGAAGAAUUGCAAAAGCUCACUUCGGCUAAUGUCGACCUGAGGACGCAACUGAAAGAACAAUGCCAAGAUUUUGAGAAGGCCAGAGUUGACCUCAAAGACCUGCUCCUGGCAGUCAGUAAUAACACCGUUGAGCUGAAUCACCUGUCCCAGUAUAGAUUCAAGGCCUGGCAGACUCAACUACGUGCCGCAUGCCCUGAGUCGACUGCGGGCGGUCCAAGAUGA
This is a messenger RNA of Microdochium trichocladiopsis, 1179 nucleotides long. RefSeq lists its product as uncharacterized. Lineage: Eukaryota; Fungi; Ascomycota; Sordariomycetes; Xylariales; Microdochiaceae. Bases 1 to 1179 code for a protein of 392 amino acids. The record is from RefSeq and is a predicted model, not a curated record. The transcript has a single exon.